This is a messenger RNA of Zophobas morio, 1218 nucleotides long. RefSeq lists its product as uncharacterized. NCBI's taxonomy places the organism in Eukaryota, Metazoa, Arthropoda, Insecta, Coleoptera, Tenebrionidae. The transcript has a single exon. The record is from RefSeq and is a predicted model, not a curated record. The coding region runs from base 1 to 1218 and encodes 405 amino acids.
AUGGAUUUUUUAAACGUUAAAGGAAAAGUGAAUGUGGACAGUGCUAUAACAAAUUUUCAAUUUCGUUCCUACAAAUCUUACACAACCGGUGAAUUAAAUCAUAAUGAUGAAUGUCGACUUGUUAUCCAGCAACAGGACUUAAUAACGAUACCUGGAUUAAGUGAAUUACGUAUUCAAGGGAAACUGUUAAAAUACGACGAGUCUGGUGUUUCAACUAAAGUUCAAUUGAUCAAUAAUUUUAUCGCAUUCCUAUUUGAAGAAAUUCGAUAUGAAUUAGGAGGUAUUACAAUUGACAGAGUAAUAAAUCCUGGUAUUACUACUAGUAUGAAGGGAUACGUAUCAUAUACGCCCAGUGAAAGUACAGCUUUGAUGUUUGCAAGUUGGGUUCCCUUUGAUAAUGAAAAUAUCAACAAUGCAGCUACAGGAGAAUUUGAUGUGUGCUAUCCUCUUUCAUCAAUCUUAGGAUUUGCGGAAGAUUUCAAAAAGAUCAUAGUAAAUUGUCGACAAGAACUCGUAUUACGUAGAACAGCUGAUGAUCUAAAUGCCACAAUUGAGAAGACUGGAUUAGAGAAGGGUAAAAUUACAAAUUUGAAAAUUACUUGGUCAAUUCCACAUACCACAGUAUCGGAUUACGAAAAACUUAAAUUACUUGAGACGACAGAAAAAAAUAUACCACUUGAAAUAGCUUACAGGAGAUGGGAAUUAUUUAGAUAUCCACAACUACCGGAAACUCAUUCCUUCACUUGGGUGUUGAAAUCAUCGACAUUUUUGGAAAAACCACGUUUUGUAAUUUUUGGAUUUCAAACAGAUAGAAACAAUAAUUUGACAAAAGAUGCAUCUAAAUUUGAUCACUGCAAUUUGAAAAACAUCAAGCUCUAUCUAAACUCACAAUCCUACCCCUAUGAAAAUUUGAAUUUAAACUUUAGAAAUAGUAAGUACGCUUUAGCCUACAGUAUGUAUGCUCGAUUUCAGCAAUCUUAUUAUAAUAAACAGAUUUGUGAACCCUUACUGGAUCCGUUUAAAUAUAAAUCUACUGCACCUUUAAUUGUAAUAGAUUGUUCUUAUCAAAAUGACACAAUCAAACAAGGAACGGUGGAUGCGCGAUUGGAAUUUGAGACAAUUUCGGAUGUACCUGCAAACACUUCUGCUUUUUGCCUAGUCUUGCACGAGCAGUUUGUUGAAUACGAACCUCUUACCGGUGUUGUGAAAAAAGUAUAA